This is a messenger RNA of Microtus ochrogaster (prairie vole), 3338 nucleotides long. RefSeq names its product zinc finger protein 668 (gene Znf668). NCBI's taxonomy places the organism in Eukaryota, Metazoa, Chordata, Mammalia, Rodentia, Cricetidae. The transcript has 3 exons. The coding region runs from base 506 to 2437 and encodes 643 amino acids. The record is from RefSeq and is a predicted model, not a curated record.
UUGUGGGUCCUGAGGAUCCAACUCAGGGUGCCAGGCUUGGUGAAAACGCCUUUUUACCUACUGGGCCAUCUUGCUAGCUCUGCCCUUAUGACCUUAUUUAACUUUAAUGACUUUUGAAAAGAACUUGUUUCCAAACACAGAAUUUAAGAACACAAAUGUUCAGCCCAUAACAGACUUGUAGGAAUUAUGAGAAGAGCUUGAGUAGCUGGAUUGGUGUGUAUAAAAUGCUGAUGACACCAGUCCACAGCAGUAAGCCUGCAAGAGGUAGUUGAUCCAGAUAGCAUCACAGAGAAAAUUCUUCUUUGAAAGGAGAAGUUAAAUGAUAAUGAUAGCCAGGAUAAAGAUAGCAUUUUGAAAAAGAGUCUAUAAGGUGUGUUGGCACACACCUUUAAAUCCCAGCACUCGGGAGACAGGCAGGCAUAUAUCUCUGAGUUCCAGGCCAGCCAAGGCUAUAUCAUGAAACCUUGUCUCAGUGGCACAAUGGAAGAGCGCUUGCUUAUCAGGCAUGAAUGCCACCCUAAAUUCAAUUCCAAGCACUGCCAAAAACAAAGGAAGAGAAGGCCCACUCACCAAGGUCAUGGAAGAGGAGGCUACAGAGGCCAAGUCCCCAGGCCCCUGCUACAAGCGCUCUGGACGCCGUUUUAAGUGCCUGUUCUGUACAAAGACAUUUCCGAAUGCUCCCAGGGCAGCGCGCCAUGCUGCUACACAUACACCCGCAGACUGCACAGAGGAGGUGAAUGAGGUCCAGCCAAAGGUGGAUGCAGAGCCCAAGGCCGAGGAAGCCAGUGGAGACAAGGUGUCUGGUUCAGUAGCCAAACCCCGGCCCUAUGCCUGCCCACUGUGCCCCAAGGCCUACAAGACAGCUCCUGAGCUACGAAGCCAUGGGCGCAGCCACACUGGUGAGAAGUCCUUCCCGUGCCCAGAGUGUGGCCGCCGCUUCAUGCAGCCCGUGUGCCUGCGUGUGCACCUGGCCUCCCAUGCGGGUGAGCUGCCCUUCCGAUGUGCGCACUGCCCCAAGGCUUAUGGUACACUCUCUAAACUCAAGAUCCACCAGCGUGGGCACACAGGUGAGCGGCCCUAUGCCUGUACCGACUGCGGCAAGAGCUUCGCUGACCCUUCAGUGUUCCGCAAGCAUCGGCGCACCCAUGCAGGCCUGCGACCCUACAGCUGCGAGCGCUGCGGCAAGGCCUACGCUGAGCUCAAGGACUUACGUAACCACGAACGGUCCCACACGGGUGAGCGCCCCUUCCUCUGCUCUGAGUGCGGGAAAAGUUUCUCCCGAUCCUCUUCCCUCACAUGCCACCAGCGUAUCCAUGCGGCCCAGAAACCCUAUCGCUGUCCGGCUUGUGGUAAAGGCUUCACGCAGCUCAGCUCCUACCAAAGCCAUGAGCGCACGCAUUCGGGCGAGAAGCCCUUCCUAUGCCCUCGCUGUGGCCGCAUGUUCUCUGAUCCCUCAAGCUUCCGCCGCCACCAGCGGGCGCAUGAGGGCGUGAAGCCUUACCGCUGCGAGAAGUGCGGGAAGGAUUUCCGGCAGCCAGCCGACCUGGCCAUGCAUCGGCGAGUGCACACCGGCGACCGCCCCUUCAAGUGCCUGCAGUGCGACAAGACUUUCGUGGCUUCCUGGGACCUCAAGCGGCAUGCAUUGGUGCACUCAGGACAGCGGCCAUUCCGCUGUGAGGAGUGUGGGCGAGCCUUUGCUGAGCGAGCUAGCCUUACCAAGCAUAGCCGCAUGCACUCCGGCGAGCGUCCUUUCCACUGCAAUGCCUGCGGGAAAUCCUUUGUGGUGUUAUCCAGCCUCAGGAAGCAUGAGCGUACCCACAGAAGCAAUGAGGCUACAGGAGCUGCCCCCCAGCAGGAGCUGGUACUGGGACUGGCGCUGCCUGUAGGUGUCGUGGGUGAGGGCUCAGCCACCCCCGUGGCAGGCGCAGGGCUAGGGGACUCUCCAGCCGGGCUGCUAGGGCUACCUGCAGAGUCUGGGGGUGUAGUAGCCACACAGUGGCAAGUGGUGGGCAUGACUGUGGAGCACGUGGAGUGCCAGGAUGCUGGCGUUGGGGAAGCUCCUGGUACCCUAGGAGAUGCAGGGGAGGUGGGGGGUGAGGAGCCUGAUGAGAAGCCUCCACAGUUUGUGUGUCGCGAGUGUAAGGAAACUUUCUCCACACUGACAUUGCUACGCAGGCACGAGCGCACACACCCACAGCUCCGGCCCUUUCCCUGCACCCAGUGUGGUAAGAGCUUCUCAGACAGGGCUGGGCUUCGCAAACAUAGCCGCACCCACAGUUCUGUACGCCCCUACUCUUGUCCCCAGUGUCCUAAAGCUUUCUUGAGUGCCAGUGACCUGCGCAAACAUGAACGCACUCACCCUGCGCCCAUUGGAACCCCCAUACCCCUGGAGCCUCUUGUGGCUUUGCUAGGAAUGCCAGAAGAAGGGUCAGCUUGAAGCUGGUAGCUCUCUCUCUGCCACACUCCCAGAUGCCCGUUCCCAGUUUCCACAUCCCUGCCACUGAGCAACUGGCUCAGCUCUCAGUCCACUAAGAGCAGGGGACAGUGGAGGCCGGCAGCGCUUGUGAGAGACACUCAUUAAAGCAUUGGCUUUGACAGCAAGCCGUCUUCUGUAUUCUGGUUGAGUUCAACUUCAGUGGAGGUUCCAGAUUAAUACAAAUUAUAAGGGUCUUGGUGGUGGUUUCUUUUGUGACAGGCUCUCACGGCUUAGCCUGAUCCAGAACUCACUGUAUAGCCCAGGCUCCCCUUGACCCCCUGCCUCAGCCUCCCGAGUACGAGGAUUCCAGGUGUUUACCACCACAAAUAGUUCCUAGAAGGGUCUUGCAAUUCAUUGUUUGCCAAAGUAUAUUUUGGGUUUCUUGUGAAAGAGCUUUCAGUGGUCAAUCAGGACAGGAGUGUGUCUGUGCCUCUUGAGAAUUCUUGCUGAUUAAAAGGUGUAUUGAAGUCCUGCAAUGAAAAACCUGUGUAGCUUUGCUUAGCCUACACUCAGGAUAAUGAAACCUUUACUGAGUGCUUCUAUCUGCUUAAGAUAGUAAGCUGGGUUAAGCAAUCGGCUGGAGAAAUGGCUCCACUGCUAAAGGCUAAGGCUCACAGUAAAAAAGUACCCAGCUUGUCUCUCCAGCUACCUUUAAAAAAAUUCUUCCCUGGGUGUGAGACAGCUAAAAAAAGAUGAUCUUUUCUGUUUAUCACAGUAACACAUUAGGAGACAUGCUUGGAGGAAAAAAAGAUCCCUCUUCACAUCAAAACCCAUGAACUACAAAGGAAUAAACCUCAUUUUAAAAGUGCUGGCUGGGCAUGGUGGUGCGCAUCUUUAAUCCCAGCACUCAGGAGGCGGAGUC